AAUAACAUCUGGCCUAUAAAUAGAAAAAACUCAAUUUUAAUAUUUUUUUUCCGAUUAACGGAUUCAUUUAAAUUCAAGCAUUAAUUUAUCCAAGGAACAAGUAAAUUAUUUAUUUCGUUUUUCAAAUGGACCGAAAAUUCCUUCCUAUCCUUCGUGUGCCGCUACCUACGGAAGAUGAAGAGCCAAAUAAUAAAAGAUUCAUUGGUGAAAACCGGUUUAAGGAACCUUUGUCAGGAAUUUUAGAAGUUCCAUAUUCAUUGAAGCUCAUCACACCAUCUUUGAUUCAUCACUAUGCAGAUUUGAUUAUGUUCUUGCGGUACGAUGUAAAGAAAUACCCGAAGUUGGCCGUGAUUGAGAACGGACCUUACCCAUACCCAUUCAUCGAGGUGUACAACAUAGAACUGAAAUUAUUAUACGAAAUCGACAUCACGUUCAAGUCGAGAUACCAGCUGAACAAGCUGAUGAGGGACUACGACCAACUGCCCAUCAACUGCCUCGAGAGACUGUGCCCUCCGGACAUGCCGGAACAGCAGCUGCUGAAGAGCGCCAAGAGGAAGGCCCAGCUCAUGGGGAUCGGGAUGUUCCCGUAGGAACGUGUUAAAGGAUUCGAUGCCCUGUGUAUUGUACUGAAAACGGAGUGAUAAAUGUGGAGACCGUGAUAGUAAUAAAUUAAUACCCAACUUGUCUUAAAGCCUCG
Nezara viridula (southern green stink bug) is the source of this 697-nucleotide messenger RNA. The record is from the annotation of a GenBank genome assembly. NCBI's taxonomy places the organism in Eukaryota, Metazoa, Arthropoda, Insecta, Hemiptera, Pentatomidae.